Ustilaginoidea virens is the source of this 5256-nucleotide messenger RNA. RefSeq lists its product as uncharacterized. Bases 1 to 5256 code for a protein of 1751 amino acids. Lineage: Eukaryota; Fungi; Ascomycota; Sordariomycetes; Hypocreales; Clavicipitaceae. Gene Ontology annotation, biological process: mitotic spindle organization; microtubule-based movement. The record is from RefSeq and is a predicted model, not a curated record. Gene Ontology annotation, molecular function: microtubule binding; ATP binding; microtubule motor activity. The transcript has 3 exons.
AUGGCAACCUCGCCUCCGGCGUCGCCUUUGCCCCAGAGGGAGUGGCCUCAGGGCGCCAACGUGAAACCCGGUCCUAGGAGUUCAAGUAGGAUGAGCAUGAGUAGCAAGGCUGGUGUCGGAAGCAGGGCGUCAGACGACGAUAGUCGGACCGCUGUCAAAGUUGCUGUGCGCGUGCGACCACCACUGAAGCCCACUGAUCCGGGCUACGAUUUAAUUCCUCAGCGGUUCCAGCGUUCCAUGGUUCAAACGACGUCCAACACAAGCUUAGCUAUCGAAUCUCCACAGGGCCGGAAGAUAUUUGUUUUCGAUCGCGUUUUUAGUCCUCAAGUUAUGCAAGAUGGCAUCUGGGAAUACUUGGCCGAUUCGAUCAACGCCUUUACCCAAGGUUACAACGUUUCGUUGCUAGCAUAUGGGCAGUCCGGAGCUGGAAAAUCAUACACUAUGGGAACCUCUCGACCAGGGGAUCAAGAUGAUGAGUCAAUGAUUGGAGUAAUUCCACGGGCUGCAUCCGCACUCUUUGAGAAGCUGGAUGCUUCCAGCGGCGGGAGCACUGUUAUCUCCCAAAAGAGGCAGUCCAUCUCCAAUCUACGGACUCCUAGAUCGUACCAACAAAACGCUCUUGGAGACCGCAAUUGGUCUCUCAAGGCCACCUAUGUGGAAAUUUAUAACGAGCAACUACGCGACCUCCUCGUACCUGACACAACUCCUACGAGUGAGAGGACAAACAUUGCCAUUCGGGAAGACACCAAAGGCAACAUUAUCCUCACCGGUCUGCGUCAGAUUGAUAUUUACUCCGUGGAUGAUCUUAUGAAUGCCCUCAAUUUCGGUUCCAACAUCCGUCAAACCGAUGCGACUGCAGUCAACGCCAAGUCUUCUCGCUCCCAUGCUGUCUUCUCAUUGAAUCUGAUACAGCGUAAGAGCAGACUGCAGACUGCCACUGGCGGAGAGAAACGAUUGUCCAUGCCUUUGGAAGCAAUGACGGGUCAGGAGUUUGGCGUCACGACGGAUAGCAAGCUUCAUUUCGUAGACUUGGCUGGGAGUGAACGUCUCAAAAAUACUGGCGCGCAAGGAGAGAGAGCCAAGGAAGGAAUAUCGAUCAAUGCGGGCUUGGCUUCACUCGGCAAAGUCAUCAGCCAGCUUUCCUCACGUCAAUCGGGCUCUCACGUAUCCUACCGGGACUCCAAACUAACGCGUCUCUUGCAAGACUCCCUUGGUGGGAAUGCCUACACCUACAUGAUUGCAUGCGUCACUCCAGCCGAGUUUCAUCUCAGUGAGACGUUGAACACGGUUCAGUAUGCGCAACGUGCGAGGGCCAUCCAGUCCAAACCUCGCAUUCAGCAGAUUGAUGAUGGCGACUCGAAGGCUCUUAUCGAACGUCUUCGGGCAGAGGUAUCAUUUCUCAGAGAGCAGAUUCGAAGCUCGCAAAGCAUCACAGACAGCCCACGACGCGGCAACACUGCGCUGAAUGAGCGGGCUGAGAGACAUAACGAACGUGAAUCAGAGCUCCAAAACCAGCUUCUAGAUGCCCGGGAGAACUACAACACAUUGAGCCAGCGCCAUGCCAAGCUUAUUGCCGAACUUGCAAAGGCUCGAGAAGAUGAGUCGGAAGAACUGGAUCAGAACGGAAACACUGCUGAUGACCGGUUGAAUCGAUCCAACUCGUUUGCCCAAGCCGUGGAACAAGUUGUUCUUGAAUACGAAAAAACGAUUCAGAGCCUGGAACAAUCUUUGUCCAGUACGCGGACGACUCUCUCUAAUACCGAGACCUCGCUGCUGGAAAAGGAGACGAAAUGCGCUUACGUCGAAACCAUCAACACGCAAUUGCAAACACGUCUUCAGAAGCUCAUGGAUCGCGAAGUUAGCACAGAAAACUACCUCCACGAUCUCGAGGCCAAGCUGGACGGCCACACCAGCGGCGAGGAGAAAAAUGCGACAAUCAUCGUUGAGCUACGCAAGGAAAUUGCAAGAGUCAGGGAGAAUGAGGCUGCAUGCGAAGAUUACAUCUCCACACUUGAGGAACGUCUAGCCGAAGCCGACCAAGACUCUGAACUCAUGCAACGAGAAGUAGAUCGCUUAGAACAGCUAGUGGAGCGACAACGCAGCUUGGGCAAGCUUGAUGCUCUUUUGUAUGAACUUGAUCAUGUUGAAGCAAGCAGACCGGGAGAGCCUGACGCUGCUAAAAGUCCCGCCGCCAUUCGAGGUAAUCACCGCCUCACAGAUCACUCCAGAAGCCAGUCCCAUGUGAGUUGCAAAAGCCAACUCGAUGGUCCUAUUCCCGAAGAGCACGAUGAACACGUCCAUGCCAAACAGGUUAAUGGAUACGAAGGCGACUACGGUGCACAAAGGGCAGAAACCCGUGAUCAUUUCCAUGACGCUGAAGAAGAGCUUGCGGAACAUUGCAUUUCGAACGGCAACAUCUCCCAGACGACCGCGCAGAAUGCAUUCGUUGCUGACAAGCUGGAGACUGUCACCCAAGAGCUGGUCGAUCUUCGGGUUGAGCAUCAGUCUACGGUCCAGGAGUAUGAGCAACUUCAAGCCAAGUAUGAAGAAACCCUGCGUUCCCUCUCCGAGCUACGAGACGCAGUAGACGAAGCCCGCCACCCCCCGCGGUCCGUUGUGCGCGAUUCAGUAUUAUCAACGUCCACACCGCUCCGGACGCGGCCCGGUUCUUUCGCAUCUGACGGCAAGUCGGUCGAUCUCAAGGACGAACCUCGCUCAUCAAUGUCACGGUCCCUUUCCUCUGAGCUGUUCUCAGCCAUUGAGUCACCGGCGACCAUGGAUACUUCAGCAGUCGACUUUGCCUCUGAAGACGAUACGGCGACCGCCAGGCCCUGCUUGUCAAAUGAGGACUUGAGCGGGAAAGCUACACCUGAACAACUCGUGGCGGAAGUCCAGAGACUGCAACGAUUGGCAGGGGAAAAGGAAGAUGCUGAGAAAGCUCUUGUGGAGAAAUAUGCUCAGCUUGAGUCCAAACACAAUGACGCUCUGGACAGGGUGGAGGAGCUAAAAACCGAGGUGCACAGGGCCCGCACUCUUGAGGCGACUUCCCCAAGGACCAGCACUCCCGUGAUUCGAAGAAAAUCAAGCCAGAAUCUGCUGGUCAUUGACCGCGCGCAUCGCGCCUUUGCUUCGCUCCGAAACGUUGCAAGUGAAAGUUUUGAGAAUCAGCCCGAGGUGAUGAAAGCCUUUGAGCUCAACCUCAACUCGGCCAUGCACGAACUACACUCUCGAAGCGAACGCAUUCAAGAGCUGGAAGCGAGCAUUGCUUCGGUCAAGAAGGAGAUGGAGACUAAGACGACCAUCAUCUCUGGACUCACUAGAGAACGAUCUAGUUUGAAAGCCAGCCCCAUGGACAUGUCCAUGGUUGCAAACCUACGUGAUCAGCUCGAGAGAAACGAGAAGCAAAUGUCGGAGCUGCGAGAAGCUUACGAAGUGAGAGAGAAGGAAAUGGCCUCGCAGGUGGAGGAGCUUCGUGAGGCUUUGAAGAACGCCGCACCGAGCGCCCAAGACAAUGAUGUUGAAGCCAUCAAGGUUGAUGAUGGUGAUGGCGAUUUGGAAAGACAGCAGCUCAUAUCACAACUUCGAGAUGAGCUUUCUGGUUGGGAGGGGAAGCAUCAACUUGUUCUUGAAGCAACGGCUAAGAAUGAGGCUGUGCUGCGAGCCAGCAUCGUGAGGCUGGAAGAACAGAUGGCUGCCUCGCAGGAGAGCCUCAAAGACUCCACUUCCAAAGCCAUUUCUCAAAACGAGGAUCCAAAGCAAGACGUCGAGAAGAAGCACCAGAAACUGGUAGACUUCUUACGCACUGAGAUUGAUGGGUACAAAGCCGUCAUCAACGGCACUGCCGCUAAAUUGGCCCAGCUAGAGUGCGAAUAUUCAGCAGCCAAAUCUGAGCUGGAAGAAUUGGGCGCGGCUCACGAUAUCGCAAGCAAGGAACUUGAGGAGCAUCGUGGGCUUGUGGUUUCACUUGAGGAAAAGGUUAUCGCACAAACGGAAGCGGCGAGAUCCCUCCAAGAUACCCUAGGACUUGUGCAUGACAAACACUCCAAGGAAAUGGCCGAAUUAAAAGCGCAAGAGCAAAAGAGUUACGAGGAGCAAGCCGAAGUGCUCAUGCAGGAACACACGGAUGCGUUGCAUAAGCUGGAAGAAGAAGUCUCGCAAGCCCGAGACGACCUGAACAAGGUCGCCACCCAGGUCGCUGUCGGCAUGAAUCUCGACGUGAGCGUUGAGCUGCUCCCAGAACGCAUCGAGAAGCUCCUCGCAGAUGGGAAGCUGCUUAUCGAGGAGCAGCGGAAGGCCGAAGAGAUGAAGAGCCAGAUGGCCGAACUCAGCAGGUUGAACGAAGACGUCCGUGGUGAUGUGGAAGCGGCCAAGGCGUCGCUGAGCGAGAUGCUCUCGGGCAGUUUAGCCUCGGCGCCAAGUUCCAUGUCAGAACAGCUGACAGCGGUAAAGUCGAAGCUUGUCGACCUGGAGGACCGCAACAUGAAAAACAGCCGUCUGGUGGAGGAGCUUGAGGAGCAGCUGCAGAGCAACUUUGACGAGGCACAGAUGACCAACAAGCGCCUGAGCACUCUGCAGACGGAGCGAAAUGCCCAGCUGGAAGAAGCCACAUCGGCUCGAUUAAAACUUCAAGCUGACCUGGACACGAUUCGCGAGGAAUACACGUCGCUGCAGGCCAAGUUUCAAGAAAACUGCGCGACGGACGAUCUCAAGCGAUCGAACUCCAACUCGACCAUCCGAAAGAGCAGCUCGCACGCGUUGCUGCCAUCACCACCUCCUGCCAUACCAUUACCACCGCUGCCCAGCGUUGCUACUAGGAGCGGCUCGCCGACAAACACGGCGGCGUCCACAUCCCCCACCGGUGGUGGUCGUGGUGCGCUCAGCAAGGAUGCGGUCAACAUGUCGCAGCUUACGGAGGAUCAAGAGGCUCGCAUCAGGACCAUUGAGAAACACUUGCACGCCGAGCGCCAGCUCACGCAGACACUGGAGGAAGCACUCACUGAUCUCGAAAAGCAAUCGAAAAAGGUCAAGGGCGACUGCGACUCGUGGAAGAAACGAGCCCAGGAGCUGGAGACGGAACUCAAGGAAGUGAAGGACCGGCAGCCUGAACCGCAGCAAGACAGCCGGUGGAGCAUGCAAGCAGUGGAAGAGGAGCGUAGGAAGCGCCAGGCCGCUGAGCAGGCCAGAAAGCAGCUCGAGGAGAGGAUGAACGCCAUUAACAAGGGUAAGAAGAAGAAGGGCAGUCUGAAUUGCUUCUAG